AUGAUGACUCUUGAUACUUGCAAGGAGCCAGACCUGUGCAUUGUCUAUGGGGAACCCAUCAGGCCAAAGCCCAUCAUCCAUAAGAGAACGGAAGGUCAGAAGAAAGCCCACCCAGUCGAGGAGGAGGAGGAUGUGCCCCUUUUUCGUGGAGGAAGUUUCAGAGCCUCCUGGGAAAUCACAGUACAGACAAUUCCUGGUGCUGCUGAGGAGCAGGAUGUGUGCAUUGUGGGUGAGGAAAACAUCUGGCAGUUCCCCAACACCUGCGAGAGAAAGGCAUGUUUGCAGGAAACCCACUCAGUGGAGGGUCCCGUUCACAGCAAACUAGACUCCAGUGUCCCCAUUGAACCUCCAGCCCAGACCGUUGUUGAUGCCACAGCCAGGAUGAUGAUGUUUGACACUUGCAAGGAGCCAGACCUGGGCAUUGUCUAUGGUGAACCCAUCAGGCCAAAGCCCAUCAUCCAUAAGAGAGCCCGCCCAGUCGAGGAGGAGGAGGAGGAGGAGGAUGUACCCCUUCCUCGUGGAGGAGGUUGCAAAUCUCCCUGGGAAAUCACAGGGCAGACAAUUCCUGGUGCUGCUAAGGAGCAGGGUGUGUGUGCUGUAGGUGAGGAAAACAUCUGGCAGUGCCCCAACACCGGCGAGAGAAAGGCGUGUUUGCAGGAAACCCACUCAGUGGAGGGUCCCGUUCACAGCAAACUAGACUCCAGUGUCCCCAGUGAACCUCCAGCCCAGGCUGUUGUUGAUGCAGCUAAGGGACAAGACAUCUGCAUUGCGUAUGAACAAGGUGUCCUACAAAAGUCCACCGUCCGUAUCAGAACUGGGUAUCCUGAGGAAGACGGCUCAGAGGAGGAUAUAGAUAAGCCUAUUGCUAGCGGGGGAGAUUGGAAAGGCCCCAAUGAAUCCACCUUCCAACCCGCUCUUGUUGCCACCGAGGAACAAGACACCCGCUUUGGGUAUGAGGAAAUGGUCUGUCAGAAGCCCAUUUUUCAAGGAAGAGGCCCCAGUGAACCCACAGCCCAGAGACAUAUGUGUGCAGGUGUUGUGCAGUGGACAGAGAACAGAAGGAAAUCUUUGCGGAAAGCACAGGAUGAGAUGGUGGAGCAGAACUACCUGAGUCAGGAUGGACCAAGGACGGAAAAGAGAAGCCACACAGAACGGAAGACACAUGAAUCCAUCAUUCCUCGAAGUGGCUUCUUCACUGAGCAAGGAGAGCAACCGGAAGACAGAGAUGCUUUGAGAGCGUCCACAGAGCAGAAAAGAAUUCAAAGGGCAGAGUCUGGAGGAGCAAGCAGUGGGAGCAGAAACAAUGGAAACGGCCCCACAUGCCCUACAGGGGUGAAGCGAUUUACUUGUUUGGAGUGUGGAAGGAGCUUCAGGUAUCAGAGUAAGUUUGCUCGACACCAGAUCAUUCACACAGGAGAAAAACCACAUAAAUGUGCAUACUGUGGAAAGAGCUUCCGCACGAAAUCAAACCUUACAGGACAUGAAAGAUUUCACACAGGGGAAAAACCACAUAAAUGUGCAUACUGUGGAAAGAGCUUCUGCAUGAAAUGGGACCUUAAGGUACAUGAAAGAAUUCACACAGGGGGAAAGCCUUUCAAAUGUACAGUGUGCGAGAAAAGCUUUACUUUGAGCUCACACCUUACCAUACAUAUAAGAACUCACACAGGGGAGAAACCUUUCAAAUGUUCAGUGUGUAGUAAGUGUUUUGCUCAGAAGCCAAACCUUACUAGACAUGAAAGAAUUCACACAGGGGAAAAGCCUUUCAAAUGCUCAGUGUGUAAGAAAAGCUUUAUUUGGCAAACAAGCCUUACUGCACAUAAAAGAACUCACACAGGGGAGAAGCCUUUCAAAUGUCCAGUGUGUAGUAAGUGUUUUUCUCAAAGGUCGCACUUUACUAAUCAUCAAAGGAUUCACAAAGGUGAGAGAGCCCAUGAAUGCUCAGUGUGCGGUAAAUGCUUCAGUCAGGAGGCAAACCUUACCAAACAUCUAAAGCUUCAUAGGAGGAAGACACCUUUUAAGUCAUCACUGGGUAGAAAAAGCUUUACUAAGAGCUCAAAUCUUCCUAGUCAACAAAUGAUUCGCAAAAAAAAGUAUACAGGUUCAGCUUGGAGGGAAAGCUAUGCUAAGUGGUCAUACCUUACCAAACAUAAAAGAAUACCACACAAAGCAGAGAAACCCUAUAAAUGCGAAGGGUGUAGAAAAUGUUUCAGUAGCAAGUCAGUCCUUAUUAGACAUAAGAGAAUCAUACACAGAUGGAACAAAGUCUAUGUAUGUUCCAAGUGUAGUCAAUGUUUCCGUUCAAGGAGACUUCUUAUUACACAUCAAGGAACCCACACAGCACAGAAACCUUUUCAAUGCUCAGAGUGUAGAAAGGCCUUCAGUCAGGAGGCAAAUCUCCUUAGACAUCAAAGAACUCACACAGGAGACAAACCCUACGAAUGCCCUGUGUGUAGAAAAAGCUUCAGUGAGAGCACAGGUCUUUCCAGACAUACCGGUACAAGGUCUUGUCAUACAGGGGAGAAACUGCAUAAGUGUGAACAAUGUGGAAAGAGCUUCACUCAUAAAUCAGACCUCAAGAGGCAUCAAAAGCACCACACAAGGGAGACGCCCAACCAGGGUUCAAAUCUCAGUGAGAGUUUAGGUGAUGGAUCGAGACCUCAUGAAGGUGAGAACGCACAGCGGAUGGAAACCAUGUAA
Lacerta agilis (Sand lizard) is the source of this 2697-nucleotide messenger RNA. Its product is annotated as zinc finger protein 665-like. The transcript has 2 exons. NCBI's taxonomy places the organism in Eukaryota, Metazoa, Chordata, Lepidosauria, Squamata, Lacertidae. Bases 1 to 2697 code for a protein of 898 amino acids. Gene Ontology annotation, biological process: negative regulation of transcription by RNA polymerase II; regulation of cytokine production; regulation of immune system process. The record is from RefSeq and is a predicted model, not a curated record.